Messenger RNA from Misgurnus anguillicaudatus (oriental weatherfish), 6579 nucleotides. RefSeq names its product neuroligin 4 X-linked b (gene nlgn4xb). Gene Ontology annotation, cellular component: membrane. Gene Ontology annotation, molecular function: neurexin family protein binding. The record is from RefSeq and is a predicted model, not a curated record. NCBI's taxonomy places the organism in Eukaryota, Metazoa, Chordata, Actinopteri, Cypriniformes, Cobitidae.
GAGAGAGAGAGAGAGAGAGAGAGAUUCACAGCUGUAUCUGAGAAUCAGGAUUAUUUUUUGCUGGAUUAUCUAAAUGAUUUUCUCUCUUACACGGAUGUGUUUUGUGUUUUUGCGUGACAUUGAUUGAAUGUCGUUGUUUUAUUUUGCUCUGUUAAUGAACAGCAGUCUGUCUGUGCGCGCGUCAUCGCUCCGGACGGACAGACGGACGCACGCGUUUUCUCUUCGUUUCGCCCGGAUUUCGUGUUUUUUAUUCUCCUCGCGUUAUUUCUUCAAGGUUUUUCUGUCGUCAAGACGAAUGAAAGCAGUAAGGCACUGAAGAUCAUCUCUCCAGCUGUCAACAUGAGCUCCUUUAGAAAUAUCACUUCAACAUGAAGAACAAUGGAAAGAUCUCACCAGAGUCCUCUGAACCACGUGAAUCAGUUCCUGUAAGAAGUUUAGUCUUGGUUUGGAUUACCAGGUUUGCAAUCUCACAUCUGAGAGGAUUACAUCAACUCUGAAAGGGACGUUUGCGUACCUCAUUCUUUACGAUGUUUGGUAUAAGCUUGAGUCUGAAAAUGAUCCUUCAGAUUAUCGUCUUGAUUUUGGAUGUUACAUUUGUCAAAGGUCAACAAGCACAAUACACCACAAUCACCACAAACUAUGGGAAACUGCGUGGAUUAAAAGUGGCAUUGCCCAAUGAGAUCUUGGGCCCCGUGGAGCAAUACCUGGGUGUACCGUAUGCCAUGCCACCUACUGGAGAACGAAGGUUUCAGGCACCAGAGCCGCCUUCAUCCUGGCCGGGCAUCAGGAACGCCACCCAGUUUGCCCCGGUGUGUCCGCAGUACCUGGAGGACAGACUCCUGCUUAACGACAUGCUGCCCGUCUGGUUUACAGCCAACCUGGACACGAUCGCCACUUACAUACAUGACCAGAGUGAAGACUGUCUGUACCUCAACAUAUACGUCCCAACAGAGGACGAUCUUCAUGAUGAAACGGGCAUGAAGCCGGUCAUGGUCUACAUUCAUGGCGGUUCGUACAUCGAGGGUACGGGAAACAUGAUUGACGGCAGUAUUCUGGCCAGCUAUGGGAAUGUCAUCGUCGUGACUGUUAACUACAGGUUAGGAGUUUUAGGUUUCCUCAGCACUGGUGACCAAGCUGCAAAAGGGAAUUAUGGUCUUCUGGAUCAAAUCCAGGCUCUGCGAUGGGUAAAGGAGAACAUUCAGUCUUUUAAUGGAGAUCCACAGAGAGUGACCAUAUUUGGUUCAGGAGCCGGAGCUUCAUGUGUCAGUUUACUGACGCUCUCACAUUAUUCUGAAGAUCUGUUUCAGAAAGCCAUCAUUCAGAGCGGCACGGCUCUCUCCAGCUGGGCUGUCAACUACCAGCCGGCCAAAUACAGCCGCAUGUUGGCCGAGAAGGUUGGCUGCAACGAAGACGACUCGGUCGAGCUGGUCGAAUGCCUCCAAAAAAAAAACUACAAAGAGCUUAUCGAGCAGAACAUCAUUCCUGCCAAAUACCACAUCGCCUUCGGACCCGUGAUCGAUGGAGACGUCAUUCCGGAUGACCCACAAAUUCUCAUGGAACAAGGAGAAUUCCUAAACUAUGACAUCAUGCUGGGGGUGAACCAGGGCGAAGGUUACAAGUUCGUCGAAGGCGUCUUGGACAGCGAGGAGAGAGUGUCUGCCAGCGACUUUGAGUUUGCGGUCUCAGAAUUUGUGGACCACCUGUACGGUUAUCCAGAAGGAAAGGACACGCUGAGAGAAACCAUCAAGUUCAUGUACACGGAUUGGGCGGACAGGGAAAAUCCCGAGAUGAGACGGAAAACGUUGGUCGCGCUUUUUACCGAUCACCAGUGGGUGGCGCCGGCCGUGGCUACGGCAGAUCUUCACGCUCAGUACGGAUCGCCCACGUACUUCUAUGCCUUCUAUCAUCAUUGUCAAAGCGAGAUGAAGCCCGCUUGGGCCGACUCGGCACACGGAGAUGAACUUCCGUAUGUUUUUGGAAUUCCGAUGAUCGGUCCCACCGACCUCUUCAACUGCAACUUUUCAAAAAAUGAUGUGAUGUUGAGCGCCGUGGUCAUGACCUAUUGGACAAACUUUGCCAAAACUGGAGACCCGAAUCAACCAGUUCCCCAAGAUACAAAAUUUAUCCACACUAAACCGAAUCGUUUCGAGGAAGUGGCCUGGUCCAAAUACAACCCUAAAGACCAGCUGUACCUGCACAUCGGCCUGAAGCCUCGCGUUCGCGAUCACUACCGAGCUACAAAGAUCGCCUUUUGGUUGGAGCUGGUGCCACAUUUGCACAACAUCAACGAACUCUUUCGGUACGUUUCAUCCACGACUAAAAUUCCUCCGCAGGACACGACGCCCUUCUCCUACACCAAACGCUUGUCGAACAAACUCUGGCCCUCUACCACCCGUCAUCCCGCCGUUCCGCCGGCCAACACCAAACAGAUGUCCGACCAGCAGAAGACGUCCGAGCACGACGACGGCACCGUCAUCAUCGAGGCGAGAGAUUACUCCACCGAGCUGAGCGUGACCAUCGCCGUCGGGGCGUCUCUGCUCUUCCUGAACAUUCUGGCGUUCGCCGCGCUGUACUACAAGAAAGACAAACACCGCCUGGAGUCCAGCCGCCGUCUGAGUCCUCCGAGAAACCUCACCAACGACGUUCCCCGCGUUCCCAGCGAAGAGCUGAUGUCCCUGCAGAAACAGCUGGACCACGAACACGAUCACGACUGCGAUUCGUUGCAAGGCCACGACAUGAUCCGUCUGACCUGUCCUCCCGAUUACGCCCUGACGCUGCGUCGUUCGCCCGACGAUAUUCCUCUGAUGACGCCGAACACCAUCACCAUGAUUCCCAGCUCCUUCGCUAGCAUGCAGCCUUCGUAUCACAACCCGUUCAACGCGUUCGGCAACAGCACGCUGACCGGCGCCGGCCUUCCUCACGGACACUCGACCACCAGAGUAUAACUCAUCGCCGGUUACUCCGCUCUGCGACUGACAGACUAUUUCGAUGAAACGAUGCACCCAGGUGCUGGAAUACAAAUACUGAGGGUGUUAUUUUGCUAUUGACUCUUUUAUGAAGUAACAUUACACUUAUUAACCUGUAUAAUAUGAUCGGUGAAUGUAAUAACUUUUCACUAUUCAUGGUACAGCAGCUAAACACAAGCAUCGUUCAGAAAUAUCAUCCAGUAAAUGAAGAAAUUAUUUGCAACCUGAUUUCCUGAAGACGAUUCGUUGUUCGGACAUUACGUUGGAGGUGUAUUACCACAAAAACCUCCCUUUUAUCUACCAACAGUCCCACAGUUUAACUGAGCGAUGUCUGUGCCGUGUACGUCGAGUGAUGAAGACGACAGUCAUUUAUGAGAUGAAGAUCAGAUGAUGAAGAAGAGUGUUUUAAAGAUCCGCUUCAGGUGUCUGGUGUACAGCAGUCCAGAUGUGGCAGUCGCUGAUGUCGUCUCUUUACAUAACUCGGAUCAAGCCCGCAAGAUGUUUUAGGUGUUUGCAUUGUAAUCUGAUUUGCAUUAUUUCUUUAAUGAAUGAGAUGCUAAAACAACACAGACAGCACAUGCAGUUCAACAAGACUUUCAUCAGUUUCUUCUUCAUGAGAGGUCUCGUGUGAUUGAUCUUUUCCCCGUACAGCUGUGUUAUAUGUGCCAGAACUUUUCCCUCAUGUCUAUAACCAGCAAUAGCAGAAGUAGCAUUGAUUAAAAAGAUGAUCUUUUAUCUACUGUAUGUGCCAUGAACUAAAUGUUAAAUGAGUGUAAACACACAUUUACAUUUUAAACAAGAGAUCAGGUUGCAAUAUCUGAAGAUUUUGUGCCAUGUGUUUAAGAGGAUUCACUCUCAAAUUUUACAGAAAGGAAUUACACAAAAUUUGUCAUUAUUUACUCCUCCCAAUAUUUUGUGCGCUGAUGUUAUUUUAGUGGAGGACAGAAGCUGUUCUUUAAGCUUUAAAACAACAUUAAGAAGCAGCAUUGAUAUCCUUCAUAUGACGCCGUGCACUGUAACCUACAGUUUAUAAAGUCACGUGAGGAUCAGAUUGAAAUUAAAGCCCUUCUUCAAUGAUUCUUUUCCCCUAAAUCAUUGUAUAGCACAUGAGCUUAAGAUGAGUAAAUAAUGACAGAUGUAACAGAUAGAUGAACUCGUGUCAAUAAGGGUGAAUGCCUUCAUGUGCCCGUUAUCUUGUUUCUAUGCCUGAUCAGUGUUAUUUUAGUGCAUAAUGUAUAUAUAGCAUAGAAUAAAUUGUAAAAAAAAAAAAACAUAUACAGCUUAUAGUAUUGCUUUGAAUUAAAUAGAAAUCUUUUUGGAACGUUAUCCUUUACUUGUGUACAGUGCUGAAUGUACGUUUGCCAACUUCACCCAUUCGUUUUUGCUCAUUCCAUUAUUUAUGUGAGCGUGGAAAAACCUAUAGAAAUAGUUACUAUCGAUCCAUAUGCUGUUUAUUCCUCUUUAAAGGUGUAUAAGACGCUCAUUUCUAAGCCCUUCGCAACAUCAUAUGUAAAUUAUCCUUUGCUAAGCUCCGCCUCCCUCUGCAUCCAGCCAUUAGUGUGAAUUUUGGGGCGGGAUUCCCGUUUGAUUGUUGACAGGUGGGGAAAGUGUAUGAGAAUGGUCUUAAAUUUUGCACUUUCUUUGGGUGAUGCUAGUUGUACAGAAAUUGUGAGCCUGCCUGUGAAAACGCAGCUAAAGCAGUGGUGUUGCGAUGGGGAGGUCUUAUGUUUUCUCUAAAGCCCCCCUUAUGUCUUCUAUAAAACCUCUGAUGUUUUGAGGAUUGACGACGGUUUGUUUACAGAUUCAAUUAAUUUUAUUAAUAUUACUUUUAAUUUGUUUUGCUAAUUUGUUUUACAAAUUGCGUCUUAUUUUAAGUGUGAUUUAUUCCAUUAAAACUAGCUGUGAUGCUGUCGUAUAUGUCAAGUGUUAAAGGGGACAAAUCAUGAAAAUCUGACUUUUUCCAUGUUUAAGUGCUAUAAUUGGGUACCAAGUGCGUCUAUCAAAUGAGCUGCCAAAUUAACAACUUAUUUCUUAAUUCUAAAUAACGCAAAACAACUUAUAAUGUCAAUGUGUAUGUAUGUAAAAAUGAUAACUUUGAUUAAUAAAAUUAAGACUUAUGAGAAAUAUAAAUGCACUUAUUUUAUAUUUAGAGUAAUGCGGUUGAAAAUUUAACAAGUUAACAUUUUUCCAGGUUAAAAUAGUCAGCCAGGCAGGAAUAUAGAGUAAAUACAAAGGAGAAAUGUCAAGAUUAAAAUAGUAGGAAUGCAAAAAGAGAACACAGAAAGUAAGGAUUGAUCAAGAAAAAAUGACAACCACCAUGAUGACAGACAGACCAAAGAUAAAUACGGGCAACUAAAGAACUGUUAACAGUUUUGUUUAUGCUUUUUUAGCUUUAUUCUUACAUUACAAAUAAUAUCAUUCUACAAAAUAUUUGCUGUUUGAGGGGACUACGUUGUGGGACCCCCAUCCCAUCUGAACCCAGCAACACCCCUGAGCUUAAAACUGUUUUAAAAUGAAUUUCUAUGUUUUUGUAAAAUAUAAACUAAACUCAUCCUACAUAAUAUAAAAAUCAUUCUGUGAAAAUAUAAUCAUUAUAUCUUUAAUAUUGGCUGAGUAAAAGAUCAUGUCAAAGAUUGAAAUUAAAGUGAAUGAUUGAAAUGAAAUUUUGAUGCUUGUAAUCUCAGAAUUAGAUUUUGAGACUUUAUCCUGCGUUGUUUUCACAGACAGGAUCACAAUGACACAACUUCAUCUUUAAAUAUUCACAAUAUUCUUCAUUUAUAUCCUCAUAUGGAAACCCCAUAUAUAUUUUGGGUUACGGCUGAACAGCUUUAUGAUUAUAAAUAAUAAAUCCAGUUUCAGAUCUUGCUUUCUUUAUAUUACAGCAAAAGUGGAAAGUCUUGAAUGAUUUUGUCUUUAAUGACUCUUGCUUGUCUUUUGUCUUCAGGGCAGAGCUUCAGUCUGGUUGAUGAGUUUUUACUCAUAAAAGUUCAGAUCUGAAUAGAAGUGUCAGGUCGGUUCCUUUAGGGUCACCAGGCAGAUUUGCAAACCAUUUGAGCAAAAGGCUUUAUAGCGGCAUGAAGGUCACAGGUUUCAUUUCAAGGUAAUACACAUUCUUAUAUGUGAACCCUGAACGCAAACCAUAUCUGCCAAAUAAGUUCAUGUAAAUGUUAAUAAUACAGUUUGCUGUGUCUAUAUAAUAUAGUGUUUCUAUAACUCAUCUGCAGAAAGAUUUAUUAAGGCUAAAGAGUUUUAAAGGAAAAGAGAUUUGUUUAUUGUUUGCUGUGUCUCUUUUUGUAAGUUGUUUUUCACAUCCUCAUUUUGGGAUUAUUUGGUUUUGUUUGACAAUAUUAAAAAUGUGUCCUUCAUCUUUUGCACAGAAACAUUUUAUUGAAAACGUCAGCCCUCUAAUUGAAAAGGUCAUUGCAGAAAUGUAAAUACUUCAAAAUCUUUCUGUUUCAAUACGAGUUGCUUUUAAAUCAUCUGCUCAUUUACUGUGUGAUGAAACAGCAUCUGUGAAUGUCGAGUUUGUUUUGCCUCAUUGAAAGACGCUGAUGGAUGUAAGAGAAAUUUUGCUGCUUUUUCUAAGAAGAAAAUAAAGUUAGAUUUUACUGAC